This is a messenger RNA of Macrobrachium nipponense, 1068 nucleotides long. Its product is annotated as failed axon connections homolog. The record is from RefSeq and is a predicted model, not a curated record. NCBI's taxonomy places the organism in Eukaryota, Metazoa, Arthropoda, Malacostraca, Decapoda, Palaemonidae. The transcript is spliced from 7 exons. Gene Ontology annotation, cellular component: cytoplasm. Bases 47 to 919 code for a protein of 290 amino acids.
ACGAAAUAUUUCGCUUCAGUGUCUGCGUUUGCGUGAAACUGGAAAAAUGUCGUUGUUUGGUUUCCUGACGGCGAUCGGAGACACCCUUUGGGAAUAUGGGACGUUCCUCACGCUCCUCUUGGUCUUGGUCUGCACCAUCUCUGCUCUGAGCACUUGGAGGGAGGAGCUGCGUAGGAAGGAAUGGGAUGCUGCUGGAAAGGACGUCGUUGUCCUCCACACCUUCGGUCGAGGAUACACCUGCCCUCAUAUGUCGCCCUUCGGCCUGAAACUCGAGACCUAUCUUAGGAUGGCAGGAUACAAGAUUCAGAUAGAGGAUAAGUCUCCCUUAAGCUCCAAGGGUAAAUCCCCCUGGAUAACACUGAACGGAGUCGACUUGACGGAUUCUCAGUUAAUCAUCGAUCAUCUGUCAGCUAACAACAAGAGUUUCAGCAGUCACUUGUCGGACAAAGAGAAAGCGAUUGCCAACGCCUUCCAGAUCAUGGUUGACGAACAUCUCUACUGGGGCUUGGUAAGACACAGAUACCUGACAGAUCCCCACCUCCGGGCAUUUGAGCUGACUAACGUGUACCCCAACUGGAUCAAGUACAUGGUCCCACUGAUGAGGUACCUAUUCAGGAAGGCACUCCAUGCCCAGGGCAUCGGUAGGCACAGCGAUGCAGAAGUGCUGGAGAUCAUGAGAAAGGAUCUCGAGAGCAUCUCCAUAUAUUUGGGCGAAAAACCCUUCUUGAUGGGAGACGAACCCUGCGAGGUUGACUGCUCCAUCUUUGGACAACUCGGGCAGCUACUAUGGAAUGCUCCGGACUCUCCCUAUUAUACGAUGGUGACAGAGGAUUUCCCAAACCUUCAGCAAUAUUGCCUUCGCAUGAAAGAGAAGUUCUGGCCGGACUGGGAGGAGGUGUUGGACAAGCCUCUAAAAUAAAGAUGUACGUGAACUCGAGCAAGAGCCGUAGUAUAUUCUUCAUUGUCAGUUCCACAUAACAUCAAGAAAUCAAGAAAAACAGUAAAUAUGUGAUGUCGAUAUGAUGAUAGUUAUUUUUUCAAGUCAUUAUAAACUAAAUAAGUAUAUAA